CACUACUACUCAAAGAAAAUAAUCUCAAUUGCUCGUCUCUCUCUCUCUCUAUCUAUCUAUCUCUCUUGUUCGUUCGUGAAUAGAGCACAGCUAGCUAGCCAUGGCUAACAUGAUAAUGGCGUCCUGCAAAACCCUAAUCCCGUCUUGCUCCGCGAACCAAGUGAGACCAAGCUUGAUGAAGCUCCCACAGCUUUCUCUGCCCAAAAUCCAUCUCGCUCCGUCGACCUUAAAAUCAAUGGGUGCCUUAAUCGUCACCUCCCUAGUGGCGGCGCCUCCAUCGAUGGCGGAAGAGAUAGAAAAGGCGGCGCUUUUUGACUUCAACUUAACACUGCCAAUAAUGAUGGCGCAGUUCCUGUUCCUGAUGGUGGCGCUGGACAAGAUAUACUACACGCCGCUGGGGAAUUUCAUGGACGAGAGAGACGCUUCGAUAAAGGAGAAGCUGAACAGCGUGAAAGACACGUCGUCGGAGGUGAAGCAGCUUGAGGAGCAGGCGGCGGCGGUGUUGAGGGCGGCGAGGGCGGAGAUAUCGGCGGCGCUGAACAAGAUGAAGAAGGAAACGCAGUUGGAAGUGGAGGAGAAGCUGGCGGAGGGGAAGAAGAAGCUGGAGGAGGAGUUACGGGAAGCGAGGAUGAAUUUGGAGAAGCAGAAGGAGGAAACGAUUAAGUCUUUGGAUUCUCAGAUUGCUGCCCUAAGCGAUGACAUUGUCAAGAAGAUCCUUCCUAUCUAAUCCCAGUUAUUAAUUAUCAUCAAAUUUCAUUACAAAUUCUCAAUGUUUUCAAUCUAAGAACAAGAACAAGUGUAUAAAACUACUACAUAAGAAGAAGAACUUCACUGUUGUACCUUAUUUUCUUGCC
This is a messenger RNA of Impatiens glandulifera, 854 nucleotides long. RefSeq names its product ATP synthase subunit b', chloroplastic. The transcript has a single exon. Bases 101 to 727 code for a protein of 208 amino acids. Gene Ontology annotation, molecular function: proton transmembrane transporter activity. NCBI's taxonomy places the organism in Eukaryota, Viridiplantae, Streptophyta, Magnoliopsida, Ericales, Balsaminaceae. Gene Ontology annotation, biological process: proton motive force-driven ATP synthesis. The record is from RefSeq and is a predicted model, not a curated record.